AUGAAGGACAUGGGCAAAAAAACAGAAGAUAAAUUAAAAGUCAUAUUCAAGACGUCGUUGACUACCUUAUGUACACAUUCAAAGACAUGUUCUGGUAUUUCACAAUUAAGUACAAAGAGUGGCAUAUUAAGAAUACAGAAGAGUUUAAGAAAAAAACACAGUUACUAUGUAGACACAAGAGGCAAAGUCAAAAGAGACUUCAGUGUUGAAACUGAUAUUUGCGUUCUCAGGAGAUUUUGCAGACGAAAACUGAAUAUGACUUCUAACCUAGGAAGUUCUGCCAAAUCCAGAUACUCUGCCGUGGAUACAGAUGUUGAAACUAUUGAAGAAUUUCCGGAUGCUAGUGCUUGUGGGGAUAACGAAAUAAUUGAGAUACGAAGUAAUUACCCAACAAAUCUGGAAUGUCUUAUGGUAGAUAACUUAAAGAACUUGCUUGGGCAAUGGAUCGAAAAACAUUUGAAAUCUAAGAAGGAUACAAGACAGAAACUGGAUAAGGUCUUUGAUUGUAUCCUACGCAAGUUAAAUGACAAAAGUGAACAAGAACUAUCGUCAGAUACUACAUAUGUGAUUCAUAAAGUAGCACAAAAUCAAGAAGUCAAAAACAAAAAGAUUGCUACCUCUUUCUCUUGUCAAUAUUGUAAACAUAAAUCUUGUCGAAAAGUGGUCACGUCAACAAGCAGUCAAAAGGAUUCUUCUUCUGCUCCUAUCCCUGGCCCUAAUAAGGACAUGAGAAUAAUUUCUACCCUAAGCAUCCCAAGAACAUUUAAUAAACGGGGACUAGAUGGCCAAAAAAAGCAUACUAGUUCUUGUAAACUUGGAAAAAUUAGACGCAAUAAUGUCAUCCUUUCUAUAGACAAAUUUAAUAAAUUAAUAGACACGACCAGUUUUAAUUUAUUGGCCGUUUCAACGAAAUCUCUUGAAAACAGAUUUCAAAAUUGUAAAAAUAAGAAACACAUUAUAUUUUAUCCAAAGCCAUUUUAUAAAAGUGCAACCUGUAGUGCAAAUAUAAUAAAAUCCGAAAAUGGUAUGGUAAACAACCUUGAUUCUAAAAAAUAUCAGUUAGAGACAUUGCCUAGCAUCUUAAGAAACCUUUACAAGAAUGAAUCUAUAAGAGUCGAUUCUAGCGUAGAUAAAAAUGUCCAAUUCGAUACCAAAACUGAUAAUUUUACUAUGACUGAUGGUACUUCUAGAGAAAUGAUUACUACAGAUUUAAUAGAAGAAAAUACCAGUGCAGACAUUCAGAGAAAAUAUAAUGCAGUACCAACAUGUAAUUAUAAAAAUAUUAAUUGUUUAACCAUUAACAAAACUACACACACAAGUACUUCACACAUGAAAUUACUAAAUAAAAAUUCUAAAAAACGAGGAAAAGUCAACAAGCGUCGGAGGCAAAUUUUUGGAAAUAAAAUAUCACCCAAUAUUUCAAAACUAAGCAAUUUGGAUAGUAAGCACUUUACAUUUAUGUAUGAAACAGCGACUAAGCAAAUUCUCCAAGGACAAGAUCUCCUUAACUAUUGGCAGAGUUUAUUUCAAUAUUUUAAUCAAAAUAAUACCAAUAAAAAAAUUAAAGUAGAUAUUCACAUAAGCUUGUCUCCUAAGAGUGAAUAUGAAACUAAAGACACAUGUACAGAUAUAAGUAAUGAGCCUAGCAGUUUUUAUGAAGAAGUAAAAGGCGAUGCUACCCUACUUUACAAUGUGAAACCGGAAACGGAACCAUCACAUAUGCCACCUAUCGUAAUAAAUUCGCAGUUAGGAACCGGAAGUGAUAUAAAAUUUCCCACAAAAUACGUUCCCGAAAUAAUACCUCUACUUGAUGGAGCUGUUAGUCAAGCAAAAUACAUUCUCGAUGCCAGUUCUAGAGAAAAAGUAGAAAUCAAAUCAAAUUUGUGUGUAGAUCGUGGCAUGAUGACGAAUGAAGUAGAAAUUUUACAAGAAAUAAAUGAACUUAAAUUAGUUAUAAAAGAUUUAGCUAUGACAACCGAGAAACUCGUAAGUAAACAAAUGAGAAAAGACUCUGGUAAAUCUAAUAUAUAUGCUUCACUUAAUCCUAGUUACAACUACACUUCAAGUUCUAGAUGUGAAGCAGUAAUCAAUUUGAUUAAUCUAUCGAAAGCGAUCCAGGUCGGCGAAGAGUUGCAAAAAAAUCAAAUAAAAUCAGACAGUGAAGGUUCAAAACUAAAAGAUACCCUUGAAUACUACAAUAGGUUAACAAAAAAGAGUACUUCUUUUCGCAUUAUAGACAGUGAAUCGUUGCUCAGAGUGACUGACAUGACAUCUAAAGGUAAUGAAAUAAACAAAUUUAAUCGCCAAUUUACUGAUGAAGCAUUAAUGUGCGCAAUACCUAAAUCUUUAUCAUUAUUUGACUUACCUUCUGAAAGAAACAAAAAACUCAUCGCUUUCUUUUGUGAUAAUUGUGUUAAACCGAAAGUUAGCUACCGUAACUCAGGUCGCAAUCCAGGUCGCAAAAUGAUUUCUCGACCUAAGUCAAGCAAAUCAUUAUCAAAAAAGAAAAAAUGGCACUUCUGGGGUGGCACACCAAAAAAUAAUGACAUUUGUUGUCCUCGUUCAACAAGCGGAACCUCAUGCGUCAUACCAAUAAGUAAUUUGGGAUAUAGCACCACAUCGAGUUGUUGUUCAGAAAACAGUAUGGUUAACGAUGAAGAGCUGGGUAAACCCUGCAAAGUGACUAGAGGGAUGGGUUUUGGCGAAGGUUGUAUGUAUUGUAUGCUGUUAUGGAUCCCUGUUCUUAUAUUAGGUUGCUUAUUUUACUCGCAUGUUUUGAAAAAUUAUGUAGUAUCGCAGGAUAAAGUAAUGUAUGGAAAAAGAACUUCAAAAGCAGAAUCCAUCCCAAAUUCCACAGUGGUUUAUCUUAAACUCUCUGACUUAGGCUUUUGA
This is a messenger RNA of Arctia plantaginis, 2892 nucleotides long. The record is from the annotation of a GenBank genome assembly. NCBI's taxonomy places the organism in Eukaryota, Metazoa, Arthropoda, Insecta, Lepidoptera, Erebidae.